Molecule: messenger RNA, 714 nt
Organism: Williopsis jadinii
Lineage: Eukaryota; Fungi; Ascomycota; Saccharomycetes; Phaffomycetales; Wickerhamomycetaceae
Gene: RSM7
Product: mitochondrial 37S ribosomal protein uS7m
Exons: 1
Coding region: 1-714 (237 amino acids)
Biological process (GO): ribosomal small subunit assembly; translation
Cellular component (GO): ribosome
Molecular function (GO): rRNA binding; structural constituent of ribosome; mRNA binding
Source: RefSeq, a predicted model, not a curated record
AUGUUUAGAUCUGUAACGACAUUACGAGUUUCCACUGUAUCGCUGGCUAGACCUUUGAGGGCUGUGUCGAGUGGAUUGGGACUGAGAUUUCAAUCCACCAUCAAGAACACUUCACAGGAUGAGGACACCGAGAGCUGGCUCAACGCAGUUAAGGAACUGAAAGCACGUUAUCAAUCAGAAGGUGUUCCAGAUUUCGAAUCACCUCACAUGCAACAGCUUGUCCAGGAGAAGUUUGAGCCAAAUUCUGAGCAGCUGGCCAAGUUUGAAAGUCUGCAAGGGAAGCCUAUCCCACAGAAGAUUGACUCAGUGGUCCAGCACUGUACAAAUAUGAUCAUGAAAGACGGUAAGAAGGCCAAGGCUGAGAGAAUAAUGACAAGGGCGCUGUAUAUUGUGAGAUUGCAACUCAGAGAAGACCCUGUUGAGGUGUUGAAGAAGACUCUGGACCAGCUGGGUCCGUUGAUGGAGCUCAAGACGUAUAAGACCCGUGUUGCUAAGAACCUCACUGUCCCUGUGCCAUUGAACGAGAGACAGCGUAAUAGAAGGGCAUUCCUCUGGAUUAUUGAAGGUUCCGAAAAGAGAAGAAGCAAGGACUUUGCUGUGAGACUCGGUGAAGAGAUCAUUUCUGCUUACGAAGGCAAGAGCUCUGGUUACGACAAGAGACUACAGAUGCACAAGGCCGCUAUGCUCCAUAGAGCUUAUAUCAAACUCAGAUGA